Messenger RNA from Cladocopium goreaui, 765 nucleotides. The record is from the annotation of a GenBank genome assembly. NCBI's taxonomy places the organism in Eukaryota, Dinophyceae, Suessiales, Symbiodiniaceae.
AUGUUGGUCCUGACGAAUCUGCCCAGACUGCUCCUGCUGGACAGCAAGGGCCGACGCCUCGUGAAAGAUGUUGAUUUGCUCGGCAGUGCCUCGACUCAGGGGUUGCCUCGGAAUAGCCAUGGGGAAGUCGUUGAUGAGAAUCCACAGGGAGAGAUGUUUCCGCCCGAGUCUGUUUCAACUGAAAGCCCACUGAACUCUGGAGAAAAUGAGGUCGAAUCCGAAAAGGUUGAACCACAUGAGGUACCAGUGCCCGCAUGGGGUUCGGAUGAUGAGGAUGGUUUGUGUGCUUUUGGGGACGACCUCAUAGAACCCGAAUGUGAGGCUGGAGUUUGGGAAAUCAAUAUAGCCACUGAAUCCUUUCAGAAUUGCCAGGAUGAUCCUCAGGAAAAUGAUCGUGAUCCAAUCCAUACCUUGUUUGCUGAACAUGUUCUUGUUGCAAGUAAUGCCCGAAAACAAAAGGUUGAGGUGCAGUAUCGAGGUCUGAGUGAUGGGGAUAAGAAGCUGUUUGAUGCUGCAAAACAGAAGGAAAUCAAGGCAUGGAUCGAUCACGGAACGGUUCAAAAGGUGACCAGAGGAACUUUAAAACCUGAGCAAAUAAUGCGAUGUCGCUGGAUUCUCACUUGGAAAGCUCCAGAAGUAGGAGGGGUUGAGCGUCGUGCAAAGGCACGAUUGGUUGUUCUAGGCUUUGAGGACCCAGGUUUGGCAGAGGUCCCACGAGACGCGCCAACGUUGUCCAAAGAUGGACGCCAACUCCUUCUACAGCUG